Messenger RNA from Anopheles coustani, 828 nucleotides. RefSeq names its product antigen 5 like allergen Cul n 1-like. The transcript has a single exon. The record is from RefSeq and is a predicted model, not a curated record. Lineage: Eukaryota; Metazoa; Arthropoda; Insecta; Diptera; Culicidae. Bases 1 to 828 code for a protein of 275 amino acids.
AUGACGCAGACACCGCGGCUGAUACCUGGGCGCCAGCAGUCGGACCGGGCACAUCAGGUGAAGCUGCUGCUGCUGACCGCGCUGCUGCUGGGGGCGAUGGCGCCACCGUGUCUGGCGCAACAGCUGCAGCAAGCGGGUGCCAACUACUACUGCAGCAGGAGUCUGUGUCCGGGCGGAGACGCGCACGUCGGCUGCUACUCGGAGCUGCCGUUCGGUAAGGCGUGCCAGGGUCUGAAGCCGGAGGUGGUGCCGAUGACGGCGGGGCGCAAGGCCGCCAUCCUCGAGCAGCACAACCGGCAGCGCCAGCGGCUGGCCGUCGGCAACCUGCCCGGCUACAGCCAGGCCUACCGGAUGCCGCAGCUCUACUGGGACGACGAGCUGCAGUACCUGGCCGAGCUGAACGCGCGCUCGUGUGUGUACGCGCACGACCACUGCCGCAACACGGUCGCGUACCCGAAGGCCGGCCAGAACAUCGCCAUCAUCCGGCACUUCGGGCUGAACGUCACCAAGGAGCAGGUGUACCGGUACAUCAUCGACCACUGGUUCAACGAGUACCCGCUGGCGGUCCGCUACGAGGACCACUACCCCGAGAACUACGUCGGCCCGGACUUUGCCCACUUCACGCAGAUCGUCAACGACCGGGCCGUGCGCAUGGCGUGCGGUAUGUCGACCUGGCAGACCUACAACGGCUACGUCUGGACGCACGACUACCUCGUGUGCAACUACGCGUACGGCAACGUCAUCGGCGACCGCUCCUACACCAAGGGCCCGGUGGCGGGCGGCUGCAUCAACGGCCAGAGCCCGAGCUACCCGGGCCUGUGUGUGUGA